Durotheca rogersii is the source of this 799-nucleotide messenger RNA. RefSeq names its product tRNA-splicing endonuclease subunit Sen15. Gene Ontology annotation, cellular component: tRNA-intron endonuclease complex. Gene Ontology annotation, molecular function: nucleic acid binding. The transcript has a single exon. Bases 346 to 783 code for a protein of 145 amino acids. Gene Ontology annotation, biological process: tRNA splicing, via endonucleolytic cleavage and ligation; tRNA-type intron splice site recognition and cleavage. NCBI's taxonomy places the organism in Eukaryota, Fungi, Ascomycota, Sordariomycetes, Xylariales, Xylariaceae. The record is from RefSeq and is a predicted model, not a curated record.
UUGAACGAAGCUACACUACCUACCUCCAGGAAUGCCUACCUGCCCAUUACACAAAAUGCACAUGCAAUUGAGGGACAGGUAUCGAAUUAACGAGGCCACCCCGGAACUGCCCCGGAACUGCCCCAGCACACCGCCCUAGGUCGUCCAAGGCUUUACCUAAUCCAGCGUUUGUUUUCUAGUCUUCGGGCUCGACGUUGCCAGCAGGGUCCUCGGCCAGGUUUCUCCGUAUCGAAAAAAAGACAACCACGACAACAACAACAACCCCAUCGUAGCACCCGUCUAUUCAUUUGUGCAAGCAAGACAUUCGCAAUCUCGACGACGACAGUUACCGCGGCGCGACCUACCAUGGCUGAGACGAGCGGCCAGGUCGAGCAGCUGGCCGCAUCCGUGCUCGACAAUCUCCGGCGCCAGCACGAUUGGACCGAGCUGCAGAUCCUGACUCACUCUCCGGUCGACAACUCGCCCCUCCCGAGACCUCUCAUCUCGGGCCUGCCCCCGCGCCGCCUCUACCUGCACCCGGACGACCAGAUCGAGAUGCUCAAGGCCUACCCGGGCCCAGAGGGCCGCAUCCCGGAGACCCCCGCCGUCGAAUGGGUCCUGCCUACGCACCUAGCCGAGGAGUGGACGCUCAGGGCGUUUGCAAGCGUCUUCGAUUCCAUGCCGCCGCCGGCCGAGACCGCCCCGGGCCGCGUCAAGAGGCUGCUACUGGCUACCGUACACGCCGACUCUACUGUCGUCUACUACUUCAUGCACGACGGCAUCGUCAAGCCCCGGCAGAACUGAGCGCCCGAUCUCCCUA